CUAAGUAUUGCCAAGGGUGCGACGGUCGGCUCUGCGAGGGGUGCCUGGCCUAAACGUCACGGUGGGCAGGGGCAGGCAGCCCAGGCGACCAAGGCACAUUGCAAUAAUCAGGCUCGCAUGCACAACGGGGAGCAGUUUUGA
This is a messenger RNA of Pyricularia grisea, 141 nucleotides long. RefSeq lists its product as uncharacterized. The transcript has a single exon. Lineage: Eukaryota; Fungi; Ascomycota; Sordariomycetes; Magnaporthales; Pyriculariaceae. The annotation marks the transcript as partial. The record is from RefSeq and is a predicted model, not a curated record.